AUGGCCUCCAACAACACAACACUCGCAUUCCCUGAGAGCUUGCGCGGGAAGAGGGUACUCUUGGCCACCGAAUCCUUUGGUCCUGUCAAUGGUGUGAGCCGAACAACUCUGAAUCUCGUCCAGUAUCUGAGAAGUCAGGGGGUGCGUGUGGCUGUCGUAGCCCCAGAGAUCAGUACUAACUCCAAUACAACUUCGGAUUCCUCGCCAACCGUUGACAACGACGAAAUCGAAGUCAGAGUUCAAGGAUAUCCGCUACCCUACAACCCGGAGUUAUCUGUGGUUUACCCUGUCCGACUGUCCCAAUUAUAUGCUCGCACAUUCAAUGGCCCUCCAGACCUCAUCUAUCUGGCCAGUCCAGCAAGUCUUGGCUUUCAGAUCCUGUUCCAGCUUCGCCAGCAACAAGAAUCUUCCAUCGUGCCGGUGCUUCUCAAUUUCCAGACUGAUUUGUCGGGCUAUUGCGAGAUCCUCUUCCCUUCCCCACUAGAUGCUUGGGCAGUAUGGGUAUUUCGAUCGGUCCAGGGAUAUCUAUUCCGCCACCCCUCGGUGCGAACGGUAUUUUACCCGUCCCAUUUUGUACAAAGAUAUCUCCAAAAGGCUGGAAUUCAAUCAGAGAAAAUGGUAAGUCUGCGACGUGGUGUAGAUGGCAAAAUGUUCCAUCCUUCAAAGCGAUCGAGAGAAAUGCGGAAGGAAUUGGCACCUGACGGCGAAUUGAUACUGGUGUCAGUUGCGCGGUUAGCACCCGAAAAGGGGUUCGAGUUCCUCUCUGAGGUGGUCAAACUGCUCGAUAAGAGAGGUUUCCCAUUCAAGCUCUUGAUUGUUGGAGGAAAUCGAAACCCGAAAGUAGAAGAAGAGGUGCGGAAUCAAUUCGGCUACUUGGCCGAUGAAGGGAGGGUCACGUUCACUGGGUUCCUCAAAGGGGAAAGCUUGGCCAAAGCAUAUGCAUGUGGAGACAUCUUCUUGCACUGCUCAAUCACCGAAACAUUUGGACUGGUCGUUCUAGAAUCAAUGGCUAGCGGGGUUCCGGUCAUUGCGAGGGAUGAGGGCGGACCAAGUGAAAUUGUCGCAGAUGGCACGUCCGGAUACUUGGUGCCCCCAUCAGAUCUGGAUGGAUUCGUUCAAAAAGUUGUAGAAUUAGGGGACGACGAGGAACUCAGAAAAAGAAUGAGUACCGCAGCAAGGAGGGUGGCUGAAGAAGCAACAUGGGAGAGCAUUGGAAACAAGGUUGCCUGGAAGCUAGCUGAAGCAUUGGAGGACCGCAUGGCAAUUCCCCAAACAACACCGACUUUCGCCAUUCCGAUCUACAGCUGGUUAUUGCUGAGCCCAGAAUUUAGAAGGUAUUUGACCCAAAUAGUUGUCAGGGCAAGACUUGUUGGCGGACUAGGUAUCAUCUUUGGGGUUUGGGCUGGGUUGAUUGUGACUUGGAUCUUGGUUCAAGUGACGCUGAUGGUAGGCGUGCGAGCACCUCGGAUGUAG
Molecule: messenger RNA, 1473 nt
Organism: Venustampulla echinocandica
Lineage: Eukaryota; Fungi; Ascomycota; Leotiomycetes; Helotiales; Pleuroascaceae
Exons: 1
Coding region: 1-1473 (490 amino acids)
Molecular function (GO): glycosyltransferase activity
Source: RefSeq, a predicted model, not a curated record